AUGGGGUCGGGGCGCGGGGGGCGGCUGAGCGCGGUGGCCCUGCUGUGCGCGGCGGCGGUGCUGUGUCAGUGGGGCAGCGGCAGCGUCCUCCGCCGCCGCCUCCCCGCGGGGUUCGCGCAGCGGCGGCUGAGCGGCGGGGAGCGGCGGGACGUGCAGCGCGAGAUCCUUGCCGUGCUGGGGCUGCCGGGGCGGCCCCGACCGCGCGCCCCCGCCGCCUCCCGCGCCCCCGCCGCCGCCGCUCCGCUCUUCAUGCUCGAUCUGUACCACGCCGUGGCCGGAGAAGAGGAGGAGGAGGAGGAGGCGGUGUCGCGUCCGGUGCUCACCGGGCUCAGCACCCAGAGCCCUCCGCCGGGCAGCGUGGUCAGCCACGCUGACACCGUGGUCAGCCUCGUGAACAUGGUGGAGCAGGACCGGGACACCUCCUCCCCAAAGCCCUACUGGAAGGAGUUCCGCUUCGACCUGGCUCAGGUGCCCGCAGGGGAGUCGGUGACGGCCGCCGAGUUCCGCAUCUACAAAGCGCGGGGCGUCAGCCGGCACGGCAACAGCACCCUGCAUGUCAGCAUCUACGAGAUCGCCGCCGAGCGGGCCAACAGGGAGUCCAACCUGUUCCUGCUGGACGCCCAGCAGCUGCGUGCCGGCACCGAGGGCUGGCUGGUGUUCGACGUCACAGCCGCCAGCAGCCACUGGCUGGUGGAACGCAAGCACAACCUGGGCCUGCGGCUCUACGUGGAGACAGACAAUGGGCUCAGUGUGGAGCCGGGCUCGGUGGGGCUGUUGGGCCGCCGUGGGCCCCGCUCCAAGCAGCCCUUCAUGGUGACUUUCUUCCGGGCGAGCGCCAGCCCCGUGCGAGCCACGCGAGCGGCCAAAGCACCGCGCAGGAGGCAGCCCAAGAAGAGCAACGACCUCCCACACCCCAACAGGCUGCCAGGAAUCUUUGAUGAUGUCCACUCUGCAGAUGGGCGGCAGGUCUGCCGGAGGCACGAGCUCUAUGUCAGCUUCCAGGACCUGGGCUGGUUGGACUGGGUGAUCGCCCCCCAGGGCUACUCAGCCUACUACUGCGAGGGGGAGUGCGCCUUCCCGCUGGACUCCUGCAUGAACGCCACCAACCACGCCAUCCUGCAGUCCCUGGUGCACCUGAUGAAGCCCGAGGCCGUGCCCAAGGCGUGCUGCGCGCCCACCAAGCUCAGUGCCACCUCCGUCCUCUACUACGACAGCAACAACAACGUGAUCCUCAAGAAGCACCGCAACAUGGUGGUGAAGUCCUGCGGCUGCCACUGAGCACCGGGGGGAAGAGGGGCACCGGGAUCCGUGCUGGGUGCAGGGGGGAGGGGGUUACUGCAGCAGCACCCGGGCUGCCCACCCGACACACCACCACCCGUCUGCCCAGCCCUUUCCCUUCCCAGAAGUGGAUGUAAAUAAUAUAAAACUUCCCUUCUCUCACCACAUAUAAUGAGAAACAUCCAUACUAUACAUGCGUAGAUAUAAAUAUAUAGAAGAGGAAGAGGAUUUGUGGUCGGUGACGUCGGGCCGUGGCGGAUGUGCGGUGCCCGGGGUGAGGCAGGGCGGCUCCGAGGACAGCUGGGCUCCAAGCAGGGCUUCCAGUUCCCUACACAAAAACACCCUCAGCCAAUUAAGUAGCCGGCUGACUAACAGGCUCCUGUUUACUUAGAGUUCACAAAACUCAGCCAAGGGGAAAAAAAAUAAUACAUAUUGAGCUACAACACUGUUAUAAAAUAAAUGCCUAGUUUGGAAAGUAAA
This is a messenger RNA of Tympanuchus pallidicinctus (lesser prairie-chicken), 1758 nucleotides long. Its product is annotated as bone morphogenetic protein 8B-like. Gene Ontology annotation, cellular component: extracellular region. Lineage: Eukaryota; Metazoa; Chordata; Aves; Galliformes; Phasianidae. The record is from RefSeq and is a predicted model, not a curated record. Gene Ontology annotation, biological process: SMAD protein signal transduction. Bases 1 to 1278 code for a protein of 425 amino acids. The transcript is spliced from 7 exons. Gene Ontology annotation, molecular function: cytokine activity; growth factor activity.